Molecule: messenger RNA, 2272 nt
Organism: Telopea speciosissima
Lineage: Eukaryota; Viridiplantae; Streptophyta; Magnoliopsida; Proteales; Proteaceae
Product: exocyst complex component EXO70A1-like
Exons: 12
Coding region: 151-2088 (645 amino acids)
Biological process (GO): exocytosis
Cellular component (GO): exocyst
Molecular function (GO): phosphatidylinositol-4,5-bisphosphate binding
Source: RefSeq, a predicted model, not a curated record
CCCCACAGAGAUGGUGGCGUCGUGGCGUGACACCUAAUAUACCUUUACACACAUCUGGCAUUACUCGACCGGAGAAGAGGAGAUUCGACUCUCCUUCCUUAGUCGUCCAUAGAGAGGGAGUUGGGGCCGGAGAUUGGGGUUCCUCUGGCCAUGGAAACCCUAAGCGGGCGAGCGGCCUUCAUGAGAGAGUCUAUCCAGAAGAGCCAGACCAGCACUGACAACAUGGUAGCCAUUCUAGGUUCUUUCGAUCACCGUCUCUCUGCUCUUGAGACCGCUAUGCGUCCCACCCAGAUAAGAACGCAUUCUAUUCGAAGAGCACACGAGAAUAUUGAUAAAACUUUGAAGGCUGCGGAGGUUAUAUUGGCACAAUUCGAUCUUUCUCGGCAGGCAGAGGCUAAAAUACUUAAGGGGCCACAUGAGGACCUUGAAAGUUAUCUAGAAGCAGUUGAUCAACUUAGAAGUAAUGUUCGUUUCUUCAGCAGCAACAAAAGCUUUAAGAGUAGUGAUGGGGUGCUUAAUCAUGCACAUAGCUUGCUUGCAAAGGCCAUUCUUAAGCUUGAAGAGGAGUUUAAGCAGCUCUUAGCCACUUACAGCAAACCUGUGGAACCUGAUUGUCUUUUUGAAUGCCUCCCCAACUCGCUGCGGCCAUCCUCAGGAUCACCUGGACAGCAAGCUGAUUCUAUUGGCAAGAAUCCAUCCACCAAUCAUCAUUCUGAGCACCCUAACAAAAGCUUAGAGACUGCUGUUUAUACCCCUCCAACUCUCAUUCCACCAAGGAUUUUGCCAUUGCUGCAUGAUCUAGCCCAACAAAUGGUUCAAGCUGGAAACCAGCAGCAGCUACUCAAAAUUUAUAGGGAUACUCGUGCUUCUGUUUUGGAACAAAGCCUUCGUAAAUUGGGUGUGGAGAGACUUAGUAAAGAUGAUGUGCAGAAGAUGCAGUGGGAGGUCUUGGAGGCUAAGAUUGGGAACUGGAUCCAUUUCAUGCGAAUUGCGGUCAAACUGCUAUUUGCAGGGGAAAGGAAAGUCUGUGACCAAAUAUUUGACAAUAUUGAUUCUCUCAAGGAUCAAUGUUUUGCUGAAGUCACAGGAACCAGUGUAGCAAUGCUACUAAGUUUUGGAGAAGCUAUAGCCAAAAGCAAAAGAUCACCAGAAAAGUUGUUUGUGCUUUUAGAUAUGUAUGAGAUAAUGCGAGAGCUUCAGCCAGAGAUGGAGACAAUUUUUAAUGGAAAAGGUUGCACUGAAAUGAGAGAAUCUGCAUUGACUUUGACAAAGAGGCUGGCCCAGACAGCACAAGAGACCUUUGGUGAUUUUGAGGAGGCAGUUGAAAAGGAUGCUACAAAAACUGCUGUUCUGGAUGGAACUGUGCAUCCUUUGACAAGCUAUGUUAUUAACUAUGUGAAGUUUUUAUUUGACUAUCAGUCAACACUGAAGCAGCUUUUCCAAGAGUUUGAUAGUAGUGAUAAAGCAAAUUCCCAGCUGGCAUCUGUCACAAUGCAUAUAAUGCAGGCUCUAAUGACCAACCUGGAUGGAAAGUCUAAGCAAUAUAAGGAUCUUGCUUUGACUCAACUAUUUCUUAUGAACAAUAUUCAUUAUAUGGUCAGAUCUGUCCGAAGAUCAGAAGCAAAGGAUUUAUUGGGAGAUGAUUGGGUGCAACGACACCGAAGAAUUGUGCAGCAGCAUGCAAACCAGUAUAAAAGAGUUGCUUGGGGAAAGAUUCUGCAAGUUCUGUCUGUUCAAGGUCUGACUUCCUCUGGUGGUGGUAGCUCAAUGGGAGGUGAGGGAGGGAACAGCAGUGGGGUUUCAAGGGCACUGGUGAAAGACAGGUUCAAGACAUUCAACAUAAUGUUUGAGGAACUUCAUCAAAAACAAACCCAGUGGACGGUGCCGGACAGUGAGCUGCGAGAAUCGCUGAGACUAGCAGUUGCUGAAGUCCUAUUGCCUGCAUACAGAUCUUUCAUUAAACGUUUUGCACCUCUGGUCGAGAAUGGUAAGAACCCACAGAAGUAUGUCAGAUACACACCAGAAGACCUUGAUCGAAUGUUGGGUGAAUUUUUUGAGGGGAAAACUUGGACUGAGCCGAAGCGGUAGACUUUGCAAGUAAAACCUGCUUCCGUUGUGGUUGGCUUUGUAUGUAUUUACUUCGGUUGUGAUUCAUUUUUGCGCUGGGGAAUAAUAAACCACGUGUGGAGCAGUAUAUUUUCUUCUCCCCACAUAAAUCUUGUAACAAUCUCCUCUUUUUUUUUUUUUUUUUUUUGUUUCUCUAGUUUGUAAU